This is a messenger RNA of Euleptes europaea (tarantolino), 669 nucleotides long. Its product is annotated as autism susceptibility gene 2 protein-like. Bases 1 to 669 code for a protein of 222 amino acids. The record is from RefSeq and is a predicted model, not a curated record. The transcript has 3 exons. Lineage: Eukaryota; Metazoa; Chordata; Lepidosauria; Squamata; Sphaerodactylidae.
AUGGAUGGCUCCGCACUCUACAACGGCUUUCGGAAGAAGAGGCGAUCCCGAGCCCAGCGCGACCGGGAGAGGCGAUUCCAAGGCGGAUUACAAGGGGCGGCCGGCGGGGCCGCGGGGGGGGCGUCGGGCGGGGAGCCCCGGAGGACCCCCGCGCCCCCCCUCCUCUCUUCCUCGGGCUCGGAGCUCGAAAACAAUGGGCACCCGCCGCUCCCGCCGUCCGCCCGGCCCAAACCCCCCAGGAGGAAGAGGAGAGAGUCUUCCUCCCCCGAAGAAGACAUCAUCGAUGGCUUUGCCAUGGCCAGCUUUGUCAGCCUGGACGCUUUGGAGAAGGAUGCGGUAGUGAAGCCCCACGACCUGGUGGAGAAACGUCAGGAUCCCUUAGUAAAGAAGAAACGGGACAUUCUUACCAAUGGGCUGCCGUACCAUCCUAAAAAGAACAGACUGCACCAUCCCCAGUACGGCUCAGACCGGGAGAAUGACCGCAACCUUUGCCAGCACCUCAGGAAAAGAAAAAAGGUCCUGAAAAGGCUCCGACAGCUUAAGCCAGGCCAGAACAGCUGCCGAGACAGUGACAGCGAAAGCGCCAGCGGAGAAUCGAAAGGGUUCCAACGGAGCAGUUCUCGAGAGAGACUCAGCGACGUAAGUGCAGUUUUGGAAACCACAUCUUGA